Molecule: messenger RNA, 608 nt
Organism: Papilio xuthus (Asian swallowtail)
Lineage: Eukaryota; Metazoa; Arthropoda; Insecta; Lepidoptera; Papilionidae
Product: waprin-Phi1-like
Exons: 3
Coding region: 72-440 (122 amino acids)
Cellular component (GO): extracellular region
Molecular function (GO): peptidase inhibitor activity
Source: RefSeq, a predicted model, not a curated record
CCGCGUAUAAAUACGCGGAAUACAUUAUCUAUUGGCAGAGAAAUAUUGAUUUAUAAACAGUGCGCGCCAAUAUGCUCCGGAUUUAUCUAAUAAUUUUUUUGGUAGCGUCUGUGCAAUGUAUGGACGGCUCGUGUCCGCCCACAUUGCCUGUCGCGGUGUGCGACGCUGCAUGCGGGCCGCAGCGACCCUGUGAGCCAACACAACUUUGCUGCCCCACUGAAUGCGGUGGCUCCAUCUGUGUAGACCCAAUGACUAAACGACACUUCGUUAAUUACGUAAAGGAAGGAAAAUGUCCGGAGCAGCCGCGAGGCACGUGGUCUUGUAGCCACACGUGCACGACUGACGCAGACUGUCCGCGCGCGCUCAAGUGCUGCGUUAAUAGAUGUGGCGCCCUUACCUGCAAGAUGCCCUCCUUUCCUAACGUGCCUCUAGCGACAUAAAUUAUAUCAUAAAUAUCAUCAUCAUCAUCAUUAGCAUGUGUCAGUCUAUUGGAUAUUGGCCUCCCUAUGACUUUCUACUGCGAUCCAUCGUAACCCUACUCAGUUUCCUGCGUUAUCAUGAGGUCAUCUGAGGAGUGGUGAGGAAAGCGGCUCAAGCUUUUGUUUCUC